Molecule: messenger RNA, 3321 nt
Organism: Salarias fasciatus (jewelled blenny)
Lineage: Eukaryota; Metazoa; Chordata; Actinopteri; Blenniiformes; Blenniidae
Gene: zbtb33
Product: zinc finger and BTB domain containing 33
Exons: 2
Coding region: 121-2001 (626 amino acids)
Biological process (GO): regulation of transcription by RNA polymerase II
Molecular function (GO): protein binding; DNA-binding transcription factor activity, RNA polymerase II-specific; RNA polymerase II cis-regulatory region sequence-specific DNA binding
Source: RefSeq, a predicted model, not a curated record
CCGGGCGGAAGCGGUGAGGCUGUCCGCUCUUAGCUUUUGUUAGAAGCCACAUAAGUUCAAUAAAACAGCGGGGGGCUGAGGUUCUGUGCAGUCUGGGCAAACAGCAUCACGGCUGCAGACAUGCCAAAUCUAAAGCUCAUAUCUGCGACCGACACACAGUAUGCGGGCACUGUGCUGAAGUCCAUGAACGAGCAGCGGAAUAAUGGAUUGUUUUGCGACGUCACCAUCAUCAUCCAGGACAGGAAAUUCAGAGCUCACAAAACCAUCCUCUCUGCCUCGAGCACGUACUUCCACCAGCUGUUCAGCGUGGCCGGACAAGUGAUCGAGAUGAACUUCAUCAAGCCAGAAAUCUUCGAGCAGAUUCUCAACUACAUAUACAGCUCGAAGCUGUACCGGGUCCGCUCAGACAUGCUGGAGGAGCUCAUCCAGGCCGGACAGAUUCUGGGAGUGAAGUUCAUAGCAAACCUGGGCACGCCGUUAAUGCAAGUGAAGGGUCUGCCCGGUUUGUCUAAAGAGACGGAAAACAAGGGCGACGAUUCCGUCGAGGUCAUGCCGAUCAUCACGGAGUCCUUCUCCAUAUCCGCAGAGGAGUUCAACCAGACCAACAAGACAGCUGAUAAUGAGGAGGACUCAGACAGUGACGUGAUGUUCGUCUCGCACACGAGCGCUCAGACCAGAGCUGCCAAUCAGAAGCCCAUCGAGAUCAUCAACUUGGAUAAAGAUUCAGACGACGUCCCGCCGAAGCAGAGCGCCGACUCCAACAGCGAAGCUGUAAAACGAGAGGAAGAAAAUACUCAGAUCUCUUUGAGUUUGAGUUCGAGCUCUGCGAAGACUCCGAGUGUCAGCAGCACCAACAUGAACUUGGUGGGCGGCAGCCCCCUGCGCAGCCCCGACAGCAGCUCCAAUAAUAUAUCGUCCCCAGCCCCAGUGUCCUCGGGGAGCGCUCCCACGACACCGGCCAGGCCCAGCGCCUUCACCCCGGAGCCAUCCAGCGCCUCGCAGUCCUCUGAGAACAGCGACAUACUGGGAGUCCAUAAGAAGCAGGUGUCCACCACGUCUCAAGAGGGGGAUUUUAAAAUAAGACUCACUGACGUGGGAGGAAGUCCGUCAGCUCUGAGUAACAUUCCCAAACCCGCUGUAACAGCGAAAAAGACGGUGACACUCAACACAGCCACAGAGAUCGAUUCCAUUUCGUCGGGGUGUAAAGUGUACGCCAACAUCGGAGAAGAUACUUACGACAUCGUCCCAGUGAAGGAGGAUCCAGGCGAGGGAGGUUCUAAGGUCAGUAAAGGGAAGAGAGCCAUGAUGGCGACGCCUCUGAAGGCCUUUGAUAAAAACCUUGUAUCCAUGAAGGGGGGACCAAGCAAAAAGAAGACCAAGGCAGAACUGGAGGAUCACUACGAGCUCAUCAUGGAUGGGAAGACGUUCUACGUGUGCAUCGUCUGCAAGCGGCCCUACGUGUGUCUGACCAGCCUCCGUCGCCACUUCAACACCCACUCGUGGGAAAAGAAGUACCCGUGCCGCUACUGCAAUAAGGUGUUCGCCCUCGCCGAGUACAGAACUAAGCACGAGAUCAGCCACACGGGGGAGCGGCGGUACCAGUGCCUACUGUGCAAUGAAAUGUUCCUGAACUACCAGCUGCUCUCCACCCACUGUAAGCAGGCCCACAAUCAGGACCCCAGCGGCAGGAAGUCCAAGGACGACAAAGACAACAACCUGUACCGCCUGCUGCCCUGCAAAACGCUGCAGAUGAAGUCGUACUCGUGGACUACGGACGGGAUGGGCGUCCCCGUCAUAUCGGAGGACGGCAGCCUGCACCACAUCCCGUCGAUGGGCGACGCCGUCAACUCGUCCGGCCAGAGCAGGAUGCUGAGCUGGGAGGACGCCUUCAUCGAGCCCGGCACCCACAUGCCGCCCAACGCGCACGCCCAGCUGGGGUCCGGCGUGCACCACCCGUCACAAAGGGCGGAGUUUGACUUCGAUAUACCAGAGACGUACUGAGCGCCAGCCGCCGCUCCGCGUUGUGCCUUUUAUGUGCCCCUCCCCCCGUUUCUGUUCAAUCAUACUCCGGUACGGUCGCAUCGGUCUCUCCACAUUAGUGAAUAAUACUCUAGUCAAAGUAGCAUCUGUCAGACUAAAUGCUCCACUGCAAUUUUUUUUUUUUUUUUUUUUCAUUUUGAUCAAUUGAUGUACUGAUUGUGAUUCUUUGGAAAUUCAGCUCGUAGCCAUAUAACGUUCUAUUUUCUGGAGUUUUUCCAGCCAUUUACUGGGUUCAAACGGUCCACGUGGGAUUGUUUAAUAUAUCCCGCAACAGUAAACCCCUGCAGUGUUGCACUCUAAUGUUAGAGAGAGUCAGAGCUGAAGGUUGCACCAAAACAGGAAACCAGCACUCGCCCCUGGCUUUGAUUGAAGUGUCAGGAAGACAGAGCGAGCGGAUGGAAGUGUAAUGUGACCGUACCUUUUUACUCAUGUUCCUCCGCUUUGGUAAUAGCCUUGAUCUUUUUAUAUCAAUGGAUUAAAUGAUAAUGAAAUCAAAGAGACACACAAACGGUUCACACCUGCUAAAAUCAUGAGUUCACAACAGUUCGUGUGGAUCAAUAAAUGUCCUGCAGAUACGAGGAAACAGCUGAGGCCUAAAUUUGUUGGUGCAUCAUCUGUUUCCAGUGUUUUUAAUAGUACUUUAGCGUCAAGACUGCCACAGCAGAACUAAAAAAAAAUGUAUUGUAAUUGUCCCACUGUGAUUUCCUGCAAAAUAAAAUGAAUUGAAGCAGCCUGAUGUGACCUGUGUCACAUUAAAGGUUUUUUAAAGCUGCUUUAAGUCGGAUUAAAUGUAAAUUCCCUUGAACUUCAAUUCUGUAUGAAAGAAUGUUUAAAUAUGAUCUGAAGUCUAUUUUUUCAGUGUGUUGGCUCUUAGGGACUAUAUGGUUAUUUAUUUAAUUUUACAGAUUCUUCUUACACCCCUGUUCUGUUUGAAUCCCCCUGUAAAUGUUACUUCUUGUCAUUUCUCAGACACUUUAGUGUCUGUUAUUCUGCCCAGCGACAUGACUAGAGUCAAAGCUUUGUCAUGCAGAAUUGAUGAUCGAAUCGACUCCAGGUUGAGGAUCAAUGCAGCCCCACAAAUAGCACUUAGCUUGUCUGUUUUGUUUUUUUUUUGCUGUAAUGUUUUUUUUUUUUGUUUUUUUUUGUACUUUGUCUUUUCAUUUGUGUCAGAAGUUAGCGGUCGGUUAGUACAAGUGAACGUAGUGCUAACAUGGGACUCUAUUCUGUGUCAUCAAAUAAAACCGUUCAGGUUUUGGUCGAUCAAUAAACUGAUUAACAGCA